AUGAGCAACACCGAUGGAGCCGGAGCCCUACCAGAUGUUGGAGCUAGUGAUGACGUCAGUAGAGUGCACUCGGUCUUGGAAAUCAAAAAGAAGGCUCUUCUAAAAUCCAUCUCAGAGAAGAAGGAGCGCCAACGAGCGAAUGAAAUGAUAACUGAGAAGAAAGACAUGAUACCGGACGCUAUAGAUGAGCUUGUGAAGCUAGGCUACACUUUUGAAAGAAUACACAAAGAGUCAGGGAUUAAAGGUCAAUUCUUGAAAGAUGCUUUUGAGUUAAGCGGACGACCUGUAAUGCUUGCGGAGUUGCCUAACCAAAUUCGCAUCGGAGUAAAAAAACAGUGCAGCAAACCAAUGGGUAACGUCGCUCUUAAGUCAACAAAUAUCAAAACGCCGCCUUCAGUACCGACAACCACUAUUCUUGCUGCCAAAAAGCGAAAGUUGAAGGAAAGGCCUGUGUGGCUUAAAGAUCUCGUAAUUGAUCUUACGAGCAGUGGUGAUGAAUCCGAACCCCAGUGUACUAAUUCAGCUCCUUAUUUACCUGCCAAUGACGCAGAAGUAAUGACACAGUCUACGCCGGAGACCAAAUUCAUUAAUAUUGCCUCUGAGGUUGGAAGGAUUACAAUGCGCUUAAAAAUAGAGAUUGCCCGUCUAAAGCAGCGCCUACGAUCAGCAGAAGAAGUUUUAUUAACUGAAGAGACGAUGGAAAUGCUUCUGGACAAGAAAAAUAUUAUGUUGGGGGAGAUGGAAGGUUUAUUUAGCGAAAUAAUAGCCAAAAAACAAUCUAUAAAGUAG
Molecule: messenger RNA, 789 nt
Organism: Lachancea nothofagi CBS 11611
Lineage: Eukaryota; Fungi; Ascomycota; Saccharomycetes; Saccharomycetales; Saccharomycetaceae
Source: the annotation of a GenBank genome assembly